UUCAGAGGAUAUUCUGAUUCACUUCAUUCAUGUUUUUCCUGCAACUUAAAGAAGAGGUUGUGGGUUUGAAAUUGAGAAGAAGAUAGUUUGAGUUAAUCUCUUAACCUAAUCUUGAGUUGAGAAGAUGAACAUCCUUCGUUCUUUCUGGAAUAGUCCCACAGGCCUCAAAACCACUCAUUUUUGGGGUCCUACCUUCAACUGGACCCUUCCUCUUGCGGCAGCAAUGGACACAAAGAAACCACCGGAAACGAUUUCUGUGAAUAUGACUGGAGUUAUGUGUGUUUAUUCAGCGUCGUUCAUGAGGUUUGCUUGGGUGGUGCGACCGCGUAACCUUCAUCUUCUCGUAUGCCAUAUCACCAAUGAGACUAUGCAGUUAUAUCAACUCUCAAGGUGGUUCAGAGCCCAAAGGGAACAGAGCAAAGAGGAAGCAAAUGUAGAGUGAAAUAUAUUUGUUUAAACUCUGAAGGUGAAAGAAAAUGUGUUAUAGCUUUAAAAAACAAGUUCUUCUAUCAUUCGUCAUUUACUCUUGCUGUUUUAAUAUGCGAUGUAAUAUUGUCAUAAUGUAACUUCUUUUAUAAUAAUAUUGUACUUUAAAUUUGUUAUAUGUUAGUUAAAA
This is a messenger RNA of Vigna unguiculata (cowpea), 616 nucleotides long. RefSeq names its product mitochondrial pyruvate carrier 1-like. Lineage: Eukaryota; Viridiplantae; Streptophyta; Magnoliopsida; Fabales; Fabaceae. Gene Ontology annotation, cellular component: mitochondrial inner membrane. Gene Ontology annotation, biological process: pyruvate import into mitochondria. The record is from RefSeq and is a predicted model, not a curated record.